AUGGCAAAACGGAUAAAAAUCGUUCAGCUGUUAAUAGAUAAAUGGCCUGGAAAGCAAACUUUCGGGAUUUACAGGUUUAUGCCAUUGUUUUUUCUUGUCGGAGCAGCAAUGGAGUUUGCAAUGAUUAAUUGGAAGCCUCUCGGAGUUAAUUUUUAUGAAGUGUACAAGGAGAAAGAAGCCAAGAAACUAGCUGAACGAGCUUUGAAAUCUGAAGCAAAUUAA
Molecule: messenger RNA, 222 nt
Organism: Candidula unifasciata
Lineage: Eukaryota; Metazoa; Mollusca; Gastropoda; Stylommatophora; Geomitridae
Source: the annotation of a GenBank genome assembly